Messenger RNA from Melanaphis sacchari, 1233 nucleotides. RefSeq lists its product as uncharacterized. The transcript is spliced from 6 exons. The record is from RefSeq and is a predicted model, not a curated record. Lineage: Eukaryota; Metazoa; Arthropoda; Insecta; Hemiptera; Aphididae. Bases 1 to 1233 code for a protein of 410 amino acids. Gene Ontology annotation, cellular component: neuronal cell body; membrane; axon. Gene Ontology annotation, biological process: sensory perception of taste.
AUGACGUCUGAAUUUAAAUCAAAUCUGAAACCUAUUUUAAUUUUAUGCAAAGUUUUUGGUUUAAUUAAUAUGUCAUAUAUAUUUGAAUCUACUGGAUUAUUAGUCAAAAGUAGUACUAAUACAACACAUUAUGCAAUGCUUGAAUUAAUCCGAAUGUACACCUUGAUAAUGUUUACAUAUAUCGUUUAUAUUAGAGGAUUUUAUUACGUAGUAUAUUUCCGUUUAAUUAAAUUCUGGAUUGUUAUUAUUACAUCAAGAUUAUCAGAAAUGUGGAUGAUAAAGUUGAUCAAUGAAAUUAUAGAGUUUGAUAGAAAACUAAUACUUCUUUCACCGGCGUUCAUGGUGUAUCAUCGUUCAUUAAGUAAAAAGAAAUGGAUCAUUAUUUUUAUUUCGUUACUUUCAUAUUUUAUCGGGUACGAAGUGUAUGCUUUAUAUUUAUGGCAGCUGAAGACUAUAGAUAUGAGUACUGUACCAGUGUUAUUUUUUGGUAUGCCAUACAUAACGGAUUUUGUGGUUAUCAUCACAGUUUGUUUUUAUCUUAAUAAUUUAAGCAAUAGAUUUCAAACAUUAAAUGAUUUCUGGAAAUGUCUUCCUUCCGGAUUAAUCUCUACUCAUAGUGAAUGGACAAAUUCUGAAAUAGUUAUGUUGGUGGAAAGCAUUAGGUUAUUGCAUGCUAAACUAUCUGAAAUAUUAAAAAUAUUCAAUUUUAGCUACGGGUUAUUACUGUUAGGUUUCUUUGUGUAUAGCUUCAUAGAUUUUAUGUACAUAUUUUAUUUGAUGAUAUAUCAUGAGCUAGCUACACCAAAAGUCAGUUUUACCCAAAAUAUUAUAAAAUAUUUGCCACUACAUUUAUUCAACGUUCAACUAAUAGUUUUUUUGAUGUCCAUCAUUGUUGCUGUUUCAUGGAUAAAAGAAGAGAAAAAUAAAAUUAUAUCAUAUUUACGUUCAAGUCGGAUUUCAAAUUUGCCAGUUGACACAAAAAUUCAAGUUAAAAUGUUUAUGAAUCAAAUAAAUAUUUCGGAAUUUGAUGAAAUAUCAGCAUUGGGAUUUUUCAAUAUCAAUUUAAAUUUAGUCGUAUCAAUACUUGUACUACUAAUGACUGGAUUAGCGUCAUUAAUACAAUUGAGAAAUCAUCCAAUUAUUACUGCUAUGUUCAACAAUACUUUAUCAUUCUACACAAUUUGGAAAACUGAAAAUUCAGACACCAAUCGUUCAAAAAACAUUACACUCUAA